Bemisia tabaci is the source of this 501-nucleotide messenger RNA. The record is from RefSeq and is a predicted model, not a curated record. NCBI's taxonomy places the organism in Eukaryota, Metazoa, Arthropoda, Insecta, Hemiptera, Aleyrodidae.
UUAACCUCCAAACGGAACUGAAACAUCCUGAUUUGUUAUCAUGUAAGUGACCGAGUAACUGUUUGUUAUUUUUAUUAUUAAUUACACUGAUUGCACCAUUACAAUUGGUGUAAUGGUGCGAUAUCUCAUUUCCCUCUCAUCUUCAAGCUUAUGAAUCGGGAGGACAUGGAUCUUAAAGAACAGCCACCAAGUCCUAGUGGGCGGAAGCAGAAUUUUUCCAGAUCAAGCAGUGCAGGAUCUCUUUAUAUGCAGCAAGCUGGCAACGCAAGUGGAAGCAGCAGUGGCCAUGAAGAUGAUGACAGUGAAGGAAAAGGUUCUCCAGUCAGCUACAAGGAAAGGCGACGAGAAGCACACACCCAAGCGGAGCAAAAACGCAGAGACGCCAUAAAAAAAGGUUACGAUUCUCUCCAAGAUCUUGUCCACACGUGUCAGCACACAGAUGCGUCAAGCUACAAAAUGAGUAAAGCUACAGUCCUUCAGAAGUCCAUUGACUAUAUUCAG